Molecule: messenger RNA, 604 nt
Organism: Nematolebias whitei (Rio pearlfish)
Lineage: Eukaryota; Metazoa; Chordata; Actinopteri; Cyprinodontiformes; Rivulidae
Product: glutamic acid-rich protein
Source: RefSeq, a predicted model, not a curated record
AAAAAACAGGCUCAGAUUUCUGUCUGUGAAACUGAGAGUAAGACGGUGGAGGAACAAGAUGUUACAGUGAGCGAAGCUGAUCAGCAGACUAUGGAGGCCAGCAUUCCUGACAGGACUGAGGAGAGAGAAGCUAAAUCUGAGUUCAAACUAGUCAAACAAAUCAGUGAUGCAAAUGAGGAAAAACAAGAUAAAGACCAGCUUUCAGCUGAAGAAACUGUGCAGGAGAAGGUUAUGGAGAUAGAAACACCAUGCAGAGAACAAUCAUUCAGAAACACAGAGGAGGAGGGAAAGGACCAACAGCAGGAAGCUGCGACAUCAGAGGAGGCAUCGAGCUGCAGAGGAGCUGCAGCUAAAGAAGCAGCAGCUGACAAGACAGUUGAGACUAAUGCUGAGGACAGUGUUGAGAAAAUAUCAACUCUGGAGACGGCGAAGCAAGAAGAGAGUGCUGCUGAUGGACAUGAACCACAGAAAAGUAAUCAAAGUGGAUCUGAGGUGAAUCUCCCGUCUCCUGUCCCAGAGGAUGGUGAAGCUGCAGGAAACUCAGACUCCCAGGAGAUUGCGGACACCGGUGAAGCAGCAGUGAAGAGAAAGAGAUCAGAGGAAA